GCCCACUACAUUUCAUCACAGUCUCAGAUUACCGCUGAACAGAAGGUAGCUUCCCCUAUAAAUAUAUUAAACUUUCCCAAAACUCAGUCCUGUGCCAGAAGCUGAGCUGUGGACAAGCAGGCUGCUCUACGUGCUCAGGAAGAACCACUCCAUGUACCCAAUGCUUGUGCUGCUGGGGCUCACUGCCCUCCUGGGUGCCUCCCAGGGCUACCCAGACUGCUAUGGCAGCGUAAGCAGAAUUAACACCCCUGGAGCUUCAUGCAAAACUGCAAGAGCAGAGCGUUUAUCCUACUGUGAAGUUAGAGCUUCAGAAAAGAUUGCUGAACGGGACCUAGAAGCUAUGAAUCAAUAUAAAACACUCAUUAAGAAAGUUGGUGAAAAACUGUGUAUUGAACCAGCCCUGAUUGCUGGUAUCAUCUCCCGGGAAUCUCAUGCUGGCAAAGUACUGAAGAAUGGCUGGGGCGACAAUGGAAAUGGAUUUGGUUUAAUGCAGGUUGACAGAAACUCACAUACACCUAGGGGACAAUGGAACAGCGAAGCUCAUCUUACCCAGGGCACAACCAUACUUAUAGAGAUGAUAAACAGAAUACAGAAAAAGUUCCCAACCUGGACAAAGGAUCAACAGCUGAAAGGUGGGAUUUCAGCCUACAAUGCUGGUGAUAAGAAUGUCCGAAGCUAUGACAGGAUGGACAUCGGCACUACCAAUGACGACUACUCAAAUGAUGUGGUUGCACGAGCCCAGUACUACAAGAAACAUGGAUUCUAGACUCGGGAAUCACUAUGGAACCACUUCCUCACUGUCACCUGCAUGACACAGCUGAGGGAGCCAAGACACAAAGCAGCUUCUCCUGCAAAUGUAUACGAAUACAAAUGUACAGGAAUUAAUUACAUGAAUAAGAAUUUGCACACUAAACCCCUGAAUUUUUAAAACAAUAUUCAGUAAGAGACCAAUCACAUAGUUUCUUUGCAAGCAGUAUGGUUUGGAUUUGACGAAGGGAAUAUUACCAAAAUAUUAAUAAUUUUUUUCCGCUAUCUACAUAUUUCUCCGAGCUAUGAAGAGUAGUUUGUUUUGCUAUUGAAAAUUUGCUGCCUUCCAGAUCUUAAAACACGUUUCUGCCAAAAUCUGUCAUUCUGUUAAGAAAUCAAAAGGCAAAAUACUUUCUUGGGUAUUAGCUUCAUGAUUUAUUUUUCCGAGGCUGCUCGAGAUUUGUGUCACGUUGCAGAGCAGUCUUUUGGUUUUUUUCUUAAUGCUAAUUUUUCAUAUAAAUGCACAGAAUAUUGGUGGAUGUUUUCAGUCAUACAGGAAUAAGCAAACAGAAACUGAAUAGAAGUCUUAUUAGCAAAUGAAGCAGGACUCUAAUGUAAGCAGUGUCAUGUCUGUUAGCAAAGUUUGGAUGAAUAUGAUGUCAAUUCUAGGCAGACAGAGAAAUUGAGAAGAAAAUGGAAUGAAAUACAUGUUUGUGCUUCAUAAAUUCUUUUCCCUCUCUGCUGCUUGUAGAAGAGUGACACUCAGGAAAACAACAGUCUUUAGGUUUGGCAUAUUUUGGUGCCACUAUUCAUUCUAGACCUGGAAAUUAACUAUUUCGGGAGUGGAAGGGUGAAAAAGCAAGGACAGAAGAGGGGAAUGAGAAGCCCUCCAGGGCCAAAGGAAGAGUUGGUUUUGAUUUGACAGCAAACAGUGCGAGCUAUGCUUUUCUCACCAGCAUCCACUUGCAUGCUGGGGGAACUUCCUUUAUUCUUCCACGAUGUGCAUACCCUUUUGGACUGGUAAUAACUGUAUGUUGAAAUAAUCAGAAAAAACCUUGCAGCAAACAUCUUAAAUAAACAGGGAAAUGCAAUCUGAA
This is a messenger RNA of Cuculus canorus (common cuckoo), 1844 nucleotides long. RefSeq names its product lysozyme g. NCBI's taxonomy places the organism in Eukaryota, Metazoa, Chordata, Aves, Cuculiformes, Cuculidae. Gene Ontology annotation, molecular function: lysozyme activity. Bases 152 to 766 code for a protein of 204 amino acids. Gene Ontology annotation, biological process: defense response to Gram-positive bacterium; peptidoglycan catabolic process. The transcript is spliced from 6 exons. Gene Ontology annotation, cellular component: extracellular region. The record is from RefSeq and is a predicted model, not a curated record.